GUGGCGAUCGGUGUCAGUCAGUCAGUCAGUGCAGUGCAGUGCGCGGCGCUCGGGACCCGGACCGUAAGUGGACACAAGAUUGGUUCAGUGGAGGAGCUGGAUCCAGUGGGUUUCCCCUUCAAAAGUCCCCUUCUCUUUUUAUGAUUUACCAAUGGAGUCUCCAGUCCAUGUGCUGCACCAUUAGUGAUUGUAGCAGCCUGCUACCAUGGAGAAAAAACGGAGAAAGAAAUGAGAGCCUUCAGAGCUGGGCUGUACUGCCAACCAUGAGAGCAGAAAUAACCUCUUGUGCUAACUGUUCGUGCAAAUCAAACAGCAACAAGAGAAUAUUAUCAGUGCGGAAAAUGAACUAACCCAAGUGGACAGUACAAACGGAUCGGAUUUCUGGAUCUUCGAAACUAUUUAUGAUCUUGUGACCAUGCGAUUGGCGAGCAUCUGGCUGCUGUUGGUAGUGAUUAUAUUGUGCAGUGGGGGACGUCUCGGUACAGAGCUGCGAAAUAGGAGUUCCAUAAGGGGCACCGUCCUUUGUCCAAAUUGUACCAAUCUGUCGCUGAAGGUGGAAUACACUUCCAUUGCUGUGGAGCAUGAGUACAUUGUGGCUUUCAAGGGAUACUUCACUGCCACAGCCAGAGGCAAGUUUAUUUCGAGUGCACUGAAAAACACAGAUGUGGUGGAAUGGCGAAUCGUUCCUCGUGACAAUCCUGCCAGUGAAUACCCGAGCGAUUUUGAGGUGGUUCAGAUCAAAGAGAAGCAGCGAGACACUGUCCUGACCCUGGAGGGACAUCCACACAUCAAGCGAGUUACGCCUCAAAGGAAAGUCAUCCGCUCUCUCAAAUUCACCGAGACAGAUCCAGUUGUGCCAUGUAAUGACACGCGAUGGACACAGAAGUGGCAGUCCUCAAGACCUCUCAGGAGAACCAGCCUCUCCCUGGGCUCUGGAUUCUGGCACGCUUCAGGCAGACACUCGAGCCGGCGACUGUUGAGGGCCAUCCCUCAGCAGGUAGCUCAGACCCUACAGGCGGAUGUGUUGUGGCAGAUGGGACACACAGGUGCUGGUGUGAAGGUAGCGGUGUUUGAUACAGGACUUAGUGAAAAACAUCCUCACUUCAGAAAUGUGAAAGAGAGAACAAACUGGACCAAUGAGAAGACUUUGGAUGAUGGCUUGGGUCACGGCACAUUUGUAGCAGGAGUGAUUGCCAGCAUGCGGGAAUGCCAAGGGUUCGCACCUGAUGCAGAGCUGCACAUCUUCAGAGUCUUCACCAACAACCAGGUCUCGUACACCUCCUGGUUCCUGGAUGCCUUCAAUUAUGCUAUUCUGAAGAAGAUUGAUGUUCUGAACCUCAGCAUUGGUGGACCAGACUUCAUGGACCAUCCUUUCGUGGACAAGGUUUGGGAGCUGACGGCGAACAAAGUCAUCAUGGUCUCUGCAAUUGGCAAUGAUGGACCACUUUAUGGCACCCUCAAUAAUCCUGCUGACCAGAUGGAUGUAAUUGGUGUGGGUGGUAUCGACUUUGAGGACAACAUGGCUCGAUUCUCCUCCAGAGGAAUGACAACUUGGGAGCUUCCCGGGGGCUAUGGCAGGAUGAAGCCUGACAUUGUGACCUACGGUUCCGGGGUCCGAGGCUCUGGGAUGAAGGGUGGCUGCCGUUCGCUUUCAGGAACCAGCGUGGCGUCACCGGUGGUGGCGGGGGCAGUCACUCUGCUCGCAAGCACUGUGCAGCACCGUGAGCUUGUCAAUCCAGCCAGUAUGAAACAAGCCCUCAUCGCUUCUGCCCGCAGACUGCCUGGAGUUAACAUGUUUGAACAGGGCCAUGGAAAGCUGGAUCUGCUGAAAGCCUAUCAGAUUCUGAAAAUCUACAAGCCUCAGGCUAGCCUAAGUCCCAGCUACGUUGACCUGACCGAAUGCCCUUACAUGUGGCCCUACUGCUCCCAGCCCAUUUAUUAUGGAGGCAUGCCAACUAUAGUCAACCUUACAAUCUUAAACGGCAUGGGGGUCACUGGUAGAAUCGUUGACAAGCCCAUAUGGCAGCCUUAUUUGCCCCAAAAUGGAGACAACAUUGAGGUAGCUUUCUCCUAUUCCCAGGUUCUCUGGCCUUGGUCUGGCUUCCUGGCCAUAUCCAUAUCUGUCGCCAAGAAAGCUGCCUCUUGGGAAGGGAUUGCUCAAGGUCACGUGAUGGUUACCAUUGCCUCGCCCGCUGAAAAUGAUUCUAAAAGUGGUAAUGAAAUGACAUCGACCAUAAAGCUGCCAAUCAAAGUGAAGAUCAUUCCAACGCCACCCCGCAGUAAGAGAGUCUUGUGGGAUCAGUACCAUAACCUGCGCUACCCUCCUGGAUACUUCCCCAGGGACAAUUUACGCAUGAAAAAUGACCCAUUGGAUUGGAAUGGUGACCACAUACACACCAACUUCAGAGACAUGUACCAGCACCUGCGGAGCAUGGGAUAUUUUGUGGAGGUCCUCGGAGCACCUAUCACCUGUUUUGAUGCCAGUCAGUAUGGCACUUUGCUGAUGGUAGACAGUGAAGAGGAAUACUUUCCUGAGGAGAUCACCAAACUGAGGCGAGACAUUGAUAAUGGCCUGUCUCUAGUCGUUUUUAGUGACUGGUACAACACAUCUGUAAUGAGAAAAGUAAAGUUCUACGAUGAAAACACAAGGCAAUGGUGGAUGCCGGACACUGGGGGGGCUAACAUCCCAGCGCUCAAUGAUUUACUGUCAGUGUGGGGAAUGGCUUUCGGUGAUGGCCUGUAUGAAGGAGACUUCAGCAUGGCAAACCAUGACAUGUAUUAUGCCUCAGGCAGCAGCAUUGCUAAGUUUCCAGAGGAUGGAUUGGUUCUUGCUCACACUCUAAAAGACCAAGGACUGGAAGUAUUAAAGCAGGAGACCAAGAUUGUGAAUAAUGUCCCUGUGCUUGGAUUGUACCAGACGCCCUCUGAAGGUGGUGGCCGUGUUGUUUUGUAUGGAGAUUCCAAUUGCCUGGAUGAUAGCCAUCGACAGAAAGACUGUUUCUGGUUGCUCGAUGCUCUCCUUCAGUACACCUCUUAUGGAGUGAUGCCCCCAAGUCUAAGCCACUCGGAGAACAGGCAGCAACCACCUUCUGGCCUUGAUCACCCUCUACCUGAGAGGAUGGAAGGCAACCACUUAUAUCGGUUUUCCAAGGUUCUGGAGCCUCACCUUGCAGAUCCCAAGCCCCGUCCUCUGCCAGCAUGCCCUCACCUCUCCUGGGCCAAACCACAGCCUCUAAACGAGACUGCACCAAGUAAUCUCUGGAAACACCAGAAACUAUUAUCCAUUGACCUGGACAAAGUGAUUUUCCCGAAUUUUAAGCAAAGCCGUCCUCAAGUGCGUCCCUUAUCACCAGGUGAAAGUGGGGCUUGGGAUAUUCCUGGAGGUAUAAUGCCCGGCCGAUAUAACCAAGAUGUGGGACAGACCAUUCCGGUCUUUGCUUUCCUCGGUGCUAUGGUGGUGCUGGCCUUCUUUGUGGUGCAAAUUAACAAAUCGAAGAGCAAGCCAAAGAGACGGAAGCCACGAGUUAAACGCCCGCUACUACUGCAGCAGGUGCACCCGCCAAAAACCCCGUCCGUGUGACAACACCAGCCACAUUCGCAAGGACACAGAGAGUUGUGCUGUGGGCUGCUCCAAUGGCCACAGGUUUCUUUUGCAAAUGAUACCCAGUGAAGGUGGCUGAUAGCACGGCUCGUGUCAAAAGAGCAGACACGCAAAUACCAUUGGCCGAAUGGAGGAGACCUUUUGAAGCAAUCACACUUACCAAAGACGUUGCAUUUGGUUGAUAACUAUUUAUAUUUCCCUGGGAACUGUUCCAAACCCACUCAGUCAGUGGAUACUGGGAAACUCUUUCUUCAUUUCUUGGUUUUAUUUCAUGUGUAAUCAUGUAGGACGUUCAUUCCUGAUGGGAGCGAUUAUUGUUUCAAAUGUAUUUUGUAAUAUGAAUUCCACGAUCCAACCAUGGUUUAUGCAAAGAUUGAAUUGCGGACUUUCAACAAAUGAAUGACGGUGUGAUCUGGCAAGAAUGAUGGACUGAGGGGAAAGUGCACCCUGUUGAGGCGGGGAGGGGGAUGUGGGGCUCUGUGCUUGAAUUGACUUAUUUUUAUAAAAUGGAAAUACCAUAACAUUCUGUAAAUAUUUAAGAUGGCAGUUCAACGACGUACUUUCACCAUUGUCGGUGGAAUAAAUUUACAGGCUCUGCAAAUGCA
Callorhinchus milii (elephant shark) is the source of this 4206-nucleotide messenger RNA. It is a transcript of the gene mbtps1, whose product is annotated as membrane-bound transcription factor peptidase, site 1. Gene Ontology annotation, molecular function: serine-type endopeptidase activity. The record is from RefSeq and is a predicted model, not a curated record. Gene Ontology annotation, biological process: proteolysis. Bases 416 to 3580 code for a protein of 1054 amino acids. Gene Ontology annotation, cellular component: Golgi apparatus. The transcript has 23 exons. Lineage: Eukaryota; Metazoa; Chordata; Chondrichthyes; Chimaeriformes; Callorhinchidae.